CCCCCCCCCCCACUUCCAUUCCCAAACCUUGCUUCGCGAACUUCCUAAGCCGGCUGCAGUGUCCAGACACUCUCCGGAAUUUCGAAAUACCCAACGCAAUCCCAAAUCCAGCACACUCACUCACGCGCAAAUCCGAGUGAUGCCUCAAGACGCUGCUCCGAUCUGCGUCAUGCAGGGAUCACGAGCUUGGCAGUAGCUAAUUAACCAACCAACGUGAGCCGAACGCGACAACGACAACGUCAACGACAACGACACCUCUCCUCUCGAGUUUCCCACCAUCACCAUCACCACACAACUACACAACCACAAUGACAGUCACAACAACACUCCUCAUCGCCACCGCGGCCCUCCUAUUCACGCACUCUGUCUACUCAGCGCACGAGCACUCCACCACGCUCACCACGACCACCACCUCUACGGCCAUCCCGACGGACAUAGCGCUAGAAACGCUGCUAGCCGCAGUCCUCCUGUGUUUCGGGAUUGUCGUACGCUACGCCGGCGAGCUGCGGCCAAUACAGUUGCGCGUGUGGGCGGGAAAGCUGGAGCGCGAGCGGGGCGCGGGGACGUGGGCGCAGCUGGAUGGCGCGGGUGUUGGAGGUGGGUUCUGGGAUGUGAGGAGUUCCAGGAAGGAGAGCGCGGUGGAGAAGUAGUGGGUGCAUGGGGAUGGAGGGUAGAUGGGGGAUGGGGGGAUAUGCAUAAUGGUUACGGGGAGUACUAUAGUCAUGGAUGGGCACUCGGUUCUCGGUUCAUGUUUCACGUUUCGAAUGGGUUGCAGCAAAUAGGUGCCGAACGGCGAUCUGAGCGUAUCGCAAUUGAGCUUUGGGUGGGCGGGCGGCGAUCAAUGUUACCGCUAUCAUUCGUAUUACUUCCACGCCUCUGUACAGAGAGAAAGAGAGAGGGCGUUACCAACAUCAACGCUUGCCGCCCCUCAUGUGAAAGUUGAAUGAAACGUCCAGCGCAUGCGUCCGCUAGGU
Tricharina praecox is the source of this 974-nucleotide messenger RNA. Its product is annotated as magnesium transporter. The transcript has 2 exons. Gene Ontology annotation, cellular component: EMC complex. The record is from RefSeq and is a predicted model, not a curated record. Lineage: Eukaryota; Fungi; Ascomycota; Pezizomycetes; Pezizales; Pyronemataceae. The coding region runs from base 309 to 650 and encodes 113 amino acids. Gene Ontology annotation, biological process: protein folding in endoplasmic reticulum.